AUGCGGGUUCUUUUUUGGAAUAUCAAUGGUGUUGCGCGUACAACAACACAUUAUAAGCUUAGGGAGCUGAUUAGAGAUUUCCAUCCUAAAGUUUUCGGUCUUGCUGAACCAAAAGUGGCGUGCUCAGCAAAUUUUGGGAGGAGGCUAAUUUCUGAAGGUUAUUCUUCGUUUAUUAUUAAUAAUUCUGCUAAUUCUGGUAUUGCAAAUCUUUGGGUUUGUUAUAAGGAUGGGCUUCAUGUUUCUGUAGUUAGUUCUAGUAAACAAGCUAUUACAAUUGCGGUUGAUGGUGUGUAUAUCUCUUUUGUCCAUGCUAUCUACAUUCAAACUACUAGGCGCAGGCUUUGGCAGCAACUAGUUAUGCAAGAUUCAAUUACACCUUGGCUGGUCAUAGGUGAUUUUAAGUGUAUUUUGCAUUUGAAUGAGAAGAAAGGUGGCUUGGAAAUAAGAUCGUCUGUUAUUGAUGAUUUCAGUGAUUGGAUGGAUGACAAUGAUCUUUUUGAAUCGGAUUCCUUGGGCAGCAAAUUCAAUUGGUGUAAUAGGCAAUCUGGUACUAAGUGUAUUAUUAGUAAGUUGGAUCGUGCCUUGUCGAGCUCCUUUUCGUGUUCAAAAGAUGUGGUUUUUACAUGGGGAUUUCUUCGGAUGGUUAAUGAGAGUUGGACUUUGACUGUUCAUGGUUCUCCUGAUUUUAUUUUCCCUUAUAAAUUGAAGCUGAUGAAGAUUGCAAUGAAGGAUUGGAAUCUGAGGAUUUUUUGUAAUGUGAAUUCUCGUUUGAAGCAAGACCAACUUCAUUUUGAGACAGCAGCUCUUAUUUCAGAUGAGGAUCCUAGUAAUACUGCUAAACUAAAUGCAAUGAAGGAUGCUAUGAAAACUUUAUGUGAUACUCGUUUGCAACAGUUAACUAUGAUCAAGCAAAAGUCUAGGAACAAAUGGUUGGUGGAGGGUUCAAGUAAUUCCAAUUUCUUUCGUAAUAGUAUUAGAAUUAGAAAAAGUUCUAAUACUAUUUCGGAACUUGUUGAUAUAAAUGGGACUUGUUUGACAAAUUAUGAGCAGCUUCGUGAUCAUGUAGUUCAGUUCUAUGAAGAUAAGUUCAAUGGCCAAGAUCCGGUGAUAGAAGGUGAUUUAUUUGAUUUUGAGCAUGCUUCAAUUUCUGUUGAGGAGAGCAACGCCAUGGAUAUGAUUCCUUCCCCGGAAGAAAUUAAGCAAGCUGUUUUUGAUCUGAGUGCGGAUAGUGCCCCAGGGCCGGAUGGUUUCUCUGGUUGUUUCUAUCGUCAUUGUUGGGAUAUUAUUCAUGAUGAUUUAACCAAGGCCAUUAUUCAUUGUUGGAAUGCGGGUAGUAUUCCAAAUGGUGUUAAUUCAUCUUUUAUCAUCUUGCUGGCUAAGGUAGCCUUCAUGAAAUGGAGAAAUAUUCAUGAGAAUAUUAUCUUGGCGUCGGAGAUGGUUAAUGAGUUGCAUUUUAAACGCAAGGAUGGCAACAUAGGCCUUAAACUUGAUAUUUCUCAAGCUUUUGACACGUCUGCUAGAAUUUCUGUCAUUUUUAAUGGUAGUCCGAAAGGUUACUUCAAAAUUAACAGAGGUUUGCGUCAAGGUAAUUCCAAAAGUCUUCAUGAUCUUGUAGACUUGUUGGGAAGAUAUCAGCGUGUUUCAGGUCAGACUGUUUGUCGUCAAAAGAGUAAGAUUUAUUAUGGUGGUGGUUCUUCGAGUUGGUGUAAUUAUAUUGCAUCUUAUUUGGGGAUGAGUGUAGCUACUUUUCCGGACCGCUAUUUGGGAGUUCAAAUUAUUCCAGGUAUUGUUCGAUAUCGCCAUAUUAGCAAUGUUGUUGAAAAGAUUAGAAAUCAUCUUGCUGGUUGGAGAGUGAGGUUAUUAUCUUUUCAUGAUCGCAUUGUUCUUGUUAAAUCAGUUAUUGCCAGUUAUUACAUUCAUAAUAUGGCUAUUUGUAAGUGGCUUCGUAAGUUUAUUCUUCAAUGUGAGAGGGCUAUCCGUAACUUUAUUUGGUCUGGUGAUUCGAACAUUAAUCGUGUAGUGGUAGUGGCUUUUGAUAAAAUCUGUUGCCCUUUUGAGGAGGGGGGUCUCAGACUAACUCGUAUGGCCACUAUGAACAAAGCUCUUAUUAUGAAACUUUGGUGGAAGAUUCGUAAUUCUACAAAGAAGUGGGAUCUUUUCCUGAAGGCAAAAUUAUUUGAUCGUAAGGAUCGUAUUAAGCAUUCGGGGGUUAAAUCUUCUAUUUUGCCUGGUUUAAGGAGUGUGUAUAAUUGUGUGGAAAAGAAUACUAAGGUCUUAAUUGGUGAUGGUAGAGAUACUUCUCUUUAUUAUGACAUUUGGUUUGAUAAGACUAGUAUUGCUGAAGUGCUAAAUGAUUAUUCUCUCGAUGCAACAGCUAGAGUUAGUGAUAUUUUAAAGGAUGGCCUUUGGGAUAUUCCUGAAAUUCACUUGCAAUACUUGAUUGCUGCUGGUCUAGAGUUGAAUAGGAUGCCAAUUCCUAUGGGUGGAGCUGAUGUUAGGGUAUGGAUGCCGGAGUUGAAGGGUGAGUUCAGCGUUAAGUCUGCAACUGAGUUUAUUCGGCAGAAGUAUUCUCGGUUAGAAGGUAAGCAACUUCUAUGGAGAAAAGAAGUUCAUCCUGUUCUUGCUGCUCAGGACUGGAAAUUCUUAUGUGGAGCAUGUGCUACGUAUGACCUUAUCAGGCGCAGGUUCAAGAUCUCUCUUGCUAACAAAUGCUGCCUAUGUGGUGUUCAAGAGGAAACUCUUACUCAUGUGUUAUAUGAGUGUUGCUUUGCUACAAGGGCCUGGAAUUGGCUAGCUGAUGUGUUCAAGUUACAACCUAAUGCUAACCUUAUUGUUUCUUUUAAAGAAGCAAAAGGAAGGAGUCUUAUUGUCCGUGAUUUGUGGCUUAUUGCCAACCUUGUUCUUAGGUCGGAGCUAUGGCAGUUGCGGAACAAGGCUGUUUUCGAGGAUAAAAAGCCUAAUUGGAGUAUCUUUCAUAAGCGCGUUCUGAAGUUGAUACAAGAUUAUUCAAUUCGGCUCAAGGGUCAUAUGAACAAUAGUGCUGAUGAUGUUGUUCUUCUGAACUAUUUUAGAGUUCAGCACCGUAGUGUGAAGUGGCAUCAACCUGUGGCUUGUUUUUGGUUACCGCCUGAGGCUAAUGAAUUGCAAAUUUGUUGUGAUGGAGCGGCGAGAGGUAACCCAGGCGUUGCGGGUGCAGGUGUAGUAGCUAGGGAUGAUCAUUGUUCAGUUCUUGGUGCUUUGAGUAUUGGGCUAGGAGUCACGACGAAUAAUUUAGCGGAAUUGUAUGGCAUUAUUGUUGGUCUGGAGUGGGCUAUGCAAUGGGGUUUUUCUCGUAUUUGUAUACGGUCUGAUUCUAUGGGAGUUGUUGAAGCUUUCAAGAAUAAUUUCAUUCCUGGGUUUACGAGGAAUGGAUGGAUUAUGAUCUGUAGACACUAUACGUCUAUACGUUUCAUUCACACUUUUAGGGAGGUGAAUUUUUCAGCUGAUUCAAUGGAAAAGCGGGGUUGUUUAUUGAGUAAUGAAGUGGGAGUACACUACAAUGGGAAACCACCUUUCUUAAGUUCUGUUGAACAUCCUAAUAUUGUUCAUAAACCUACAAUCCAAGUUUGGCAAGCAAAAUCAGCUAAAACUGAUGAGGAAGAGGAGAAGUCUUUGAAUCUGGAUAAUAUGGAGGAUAAUAAGGUUGGUGCUUCAGCUGAUGAUACACAGUUGAAGGAGGAGCUUGAUCUCUCUGAAUCUGAGGUUCGUGAAGCUCAGAUUAGAUUGCAAAACGCAAUUGCAGCCAAGGAAGCGCUUGCUGCACGUACAAAAUCUGCUCAUGCAGACCAUGCAAAAGUUACGCAAUUGACAUCUAAUACUCAAAUUCAGUCCGAGAAGAAGCAAAACUCUGAAGUUCAGUCCGUGUCUGAGUUGUAA
Molecule: messenger RNA, 3915 nt
Organism: Papaver somniferum (opium poppy)
Lineage: Eukaryota; Viridiplantae; Streptophyta; Magnoliopsida; Ranunculales; Papaveraceae
Exons: 6
Coding region: 1-3915 (1304 amino acids)
Molecular function (GO): RNA-DNA hybrid ribonuclease activity; nucleic acid binding
Source: RefSeq, a predicted model, not a curated record